Molecule: messenger RNA, 3107 nt
Organism: Aspergillus homomorphus CBS 101889
Lineage: Eukaryota; Fungi; Ascomycota; Eurotiomycetes; Eurotiales; Aspergillaceae
Product: putative PHD finger domain protein
Exons: 2
Coding region: 247-2787 (846 amino acids)
Biological process (GO): regulation of DNA-templated transcription
Cellular component (GO): Rpd3L complex; nucleus; Rpd3L-Expanded complex
Source: RefSeq, a predicted model, not a curated record
GCUCAAGCAAUCACUUCUUCGCAGCUCCUUCUUCAAUUUGCAGCUUGUGCAGACUCCCCUGUCUGGCAAGCUCUCCCCAUCCAUGUAAAAGUGCGGACCAGUCCCUCUUCAUGGCCGCACCCUCGCCCAGGGUGCCGUCCGUCCACCUCUGACCAUCUGUCCGCCCGUUCCCUCGACGCGCCCCCUUUUGCUCCCUCUCUCUCGCCCUCCCACUCCUACACUCUCUCCGUCUACUUGUUGGAUGGUAUGGCGGACUACCACGAUCCUGGUGGUCUCAUUUUGGAUGGGCCUUUUGACCCUGACGCCCAAGCCACCGUCACUGACUACAUCGACUACACCGAAUACCUGCCCGCCGACAUCCUCCGUUCCCUCACCCUCAUCCGCGGCCUCGAUGAGCGCUACCUAGACGCUACCCAGGGCAUUCACGAGUUGACAAAGACAUAUGGCCGUCUCCCUGAUCUCCCUCCGGAUCGUCGUCCCGAUGCGCGCACUCUGCGCAAGGACAUCUCCGCUGAGCUCGACCGCGCGAUCAACGCGCGCGAGUCCUCCCACGCCGAAGCUUGUCGCCUGUCGGAGGUCGUUGAAUACCACUACAAGCGCCUCGACAACAUUACGCGCAAGCUAGAGGCACUCCCUAAGCCUGCAUCGCGCGAACCCACACCGCCUCCCGCCCCUCCAGUCCAGACCCUCGCGACCACCAAACGCGGCCGAUCCAUCAAGAAAGCCGAUGAGAAUACCGUGGCUCCUGGACCGCCAACUACGCGCAUUACAUUGCGCCUCGAUAGCAGAGAGGGUCGCCGCACGAGUGCCCCGCCGCCUAAGUCGCGCACUCGUCGGUCGCUGAUCGCCGCCGAGCAUCUGGCCGGCUUCAACCCUGACUCUCCCAUUGCCAGCACAGAACAUUCCGAUGACGAGGCGAACGCCCCGGCGGCCUCCUCUCAGUCUCCCCCGGAGCCUGCCGCAGCCCCCCCUCCCGCCGCUACCGUCUCUAUCCCCACCACUGCCACCACACCUGCCAAAGACAAGAAAUCCGCCCGGCGCUCACGUCUUUCUGGGCUGGGUUCUGGGAUUCCGAGUACUAGCGGGCCUUCCAUAUCGACUAGCAAUGCGCUAGCCAUGCUCAAACCGCCUCCGGAAGAUGCCAAGCCCGGGAGCGAGGACAUGCCGUGGUUGCGGCUGACUGAAUGGGAGAUGACCAAGCUUCGCAAGAAGAUGAAGAAGAACGCGGUGUGGCAGCCGAGUGAGGUCAUGAUCCAUCGCGAGUUAGCGCUCCGUGGUCGCGGAUGGGAGGCAUACCGAACGGCGAAGGCGCAGGCUGAUGCGUCAGGGGCUGAGUUCAUCGACUGCGACGACAUCAUGAACACAUACAUCCCCGGCAAACUCAGCAAGCGCGGUGAAGCUCCUUUGGACAUCGAGGCUCCAUUCGAGACCAAGCUGAGUAACCGCGGCAUGAAAUUAAACGAGGCCAAGAAGCUCAAGCGGGAGAACCAGGCGCGUGAGCAGGCGGCGGCAGCAGCAGCAGCCGCAGCCGCAGCCGCCGCAGGUGAUGAUACAACAGCCAAAAUCACUGAUCAGCCGACCUUAACACUCAAAGGGCCAUCCGCCGCAGAGGCGCCGCAGGCUACAGGCAAGUCGAGUCGUUCUGCUGCAAAGAAACGCAAGCUGGACGAAGUAACACCGCCAGGGGCAGCUCCGGCAGCUCGGGCGGCCCCUGCAGCCCGUACAGCUCCCACUGCCCCUGUUACUGAUGCUUCUCCUGGGUCUGUUACUGUCACAUCUCCUACUCCCGUCACCGUUACUUCUCCUACACCCGUUGCCUCCUUAACUUCUGCUGCGCCUACUGCUUCUCCUCUUACCCCUGCUGCCCCAGUGGCUUCGGCUUCGGAAGUCCCAGAGGCCUCGAUAGCUCCAGAAAUUCCAGAAGCUUCAGAGGAUACUGCGGCAGCUGCAGAGCCUGCUGCACCUACUGAGGCGGAGACACGAACCUCGUUGCGCAGCGCCAGCAAACGUCGUCGGACAAGCAAGGAAUCUCCCGUCCCUGCUGAGAGCAAUACGAUCAUGCCGAACCCAGCUCUACCGACGUUUCCAGAGGUCGCUGCGGCCGAAGCUGCCGAUACGCAGAAGCCGGCAGUCUCGUCUUCCCCGGUCAGUACCAAACGAUCACUACCCCCUCCAGCCACGACCAGCACCGGCAAAGCACCAGCCGCCGGCACACCGACACCGCCAGUCACUCGACCUCCGUCCCUUCGGGGUGCAGCCCUGUCAGCAGAACCAACCAGCAACGCAAAUACUCUGUCGACAACUGGCCGCGAGCUUCGCCGGAAGAGCGCCACGCCUGCACGACGUACUCCUGUACCGGAGACGGCCCGUGCCGCCAGUGUCAGCGCACCGCAUCGCAAACGCAAGCGACCUGCACCGGGGCCGGUGUCAUCGGGACAGGAUGGCGGAGCCGCAGUCAGCUACGGCCGGCGCAAGGCUAAGCCGGGCAAGAAGCGCAUCAGUCUGCUCGAAGGGGAUAUCCUCAACCGCGACGACAUCCGUAUUGACGAGGACGGUGUGCUGGAGGAGAUCGAUCCGAACGAGCCGCGAUACUGUAUGUGCGGAGACGUGAGUUUCGGGACCAUGAUCUGCUGCGAGAACCCCGAUUGUGACCGCGAAUGGUUCCAUCUCGACUGCGUCGGCCUAUCGGAGGUGCCUAGUCGGACUGCGAAAUGGUAUUGUCCCGAUUGUCGGGUCAAGUUCAACAAGGGCGUGGAUGGGAUCGUGAAGAAUAACCCACGGCGGUGAUGGCUUGUUCGUGGAAUGGGUCCACUACGGUUUCCUUUUCUUCGCCCGAUCCUGCAAGGGUUUAUCCCUCCCCCUAAAUGUAGUGGCCGCCAUGCAACGAGACCACGAUCCGUCAGUCUUCGUCUCGUUUUCUCUGCUCCGUGCGAAGAUUCUAUUUUACAUUCUUGGAGGCUUCUCUAUCCCAGUUGGGUUAUUUAUUGUGUCUUUGUGAUUCGCAGCGUGGCGAAGUCUUGGGUGGGUGGGAGUUGAGGGAGUUUCAUUUUCUUUGUAUGGUUUCUGCUUUGGUGAUACCAUGACAGACAGACAGGAUUAGUUCGAUC